AUGAUAGACGCAGUUAAGGAUUAUUUAGCCCCGAAAAGAUUUGGUACUAUCGCCUAUAUAUGUGUAAUUGUUCAUUUCCUUUGUGGAUUGGUAUUUACUGCUGUUACCGCAGCUUUGAGGGCCAGCGAGAACGGGAAAUUUUCUUCCUCUGUUGAUGCUAAAAGUACGGCCACGUACAAGAAACAAGUCGACCAGGUAUGUUUUGUGAAAUAUGAUCAAGCUUAUAACUCCCCUCUACCUUUGUACGGCUUUGUUUUACUGAGUAUUGGAUUGUCAGUUCUUGUCAGUGUUAUUUAUUCACUGCUAGUAUGGAAGCGUGUCGACCAAAUAGAGUCAAGCUAUGAACGACAAACUGUUGGCGAAACCGAGCACUGUGGACAAAACAGGAGAAUUUUUUAUGUAUUUCAUCGCUAUUUUAUGCACCUCGCUGUGCGUUCGUUAAUAGGGAUCAUUUUUACUGUUGUACAACACACAUAUUAUUAUCCCAAUGGUUUCGAUUUGAAAUUCAACUGUAAUUCACCACCAGCGGUAACGUCCAACAUCAAUACUGAACCAAAGAAUGUGAGUCGUAAUUUGAACAGUACAUCCGUAAAUUGUGAGAAUGCGACAGCGUCAGAGAAAUGGUUAUGGGGCAUAAUUGUAUCUGUAAUAAAUAUUAUUGUUGCCUUAAUUAUACUUGUGGAAGUCAUUUAUCUUUUGCCACGUUUACCUGUGUUCAACAAUUGUUCUGGAGACGGCUGGAGCGGUGAUUCUGAAUUUGUUAUUGAAUAUCUUCUUGGCAAGCCAUACAAUGUACCUGGUGAAAAUGAACCUCUAACAAGCGUCGAAAACAACCCUCCACACUGUAGCACUCAGGAUUAUAACACUCUGGACUCUGUCGCUCAAGCGUAUAGCACUAUGAAAUAUAGCAUUCAGAACACUAGGAAUCACGAGACUCUCGACUUUAUUGCUCCAGAAUGUACCAUUAUGGACAAUGACAUCCAGGACUCUGGGUCUGAGGACUGUAUCGACGUUCACGAGAAAUAUGGUUUGAAAUUUUCUCGUCCACGUAUUGAAUAUCUUAUUGGCAAACAAUAUAACGUACCUGGUGAAAGUGAACCUUUAACAAGCAUCGAAAACAACCCUCCACACUGUAGCACUCAAGAUUAUAGCACUCCGGACUCUAUCACUCAAGCGUGUGGCGCUGUGAACGAUAGCAUUCAGGACACUAGGAAUCAGGACACUCCCACCUCUAUCGCUCAAGAAUGUGCCACCAUGGACAAUGACGUCGAGGAUUCUGGGACUAAGGACUGUAUCGACGUUUACAAGGAACAAGUUUUGAAUCGUUCUCGUGAUCCUGGCAUAAUUUAUGGACCAAACGCUAAUAUAGAUGAUUUGUAUAUUGACGUUAUUAUCCAUACUGGACGAGCUCAGCAUAAAUUUUCUAAAGAAAUGAAAAGACACGAGAUCUACGACGUUUAUAUGAAAGUUCCCUCAAAAUCCAUACGUUUAGAAAAGAUAAGUGAUUUAUUUUAUCCCAAUGAAGAUACAAAGGGAAAAUUUCCUCGUAGCAUUCUGGCGAUUGGAAGACCUGGGAUUGGAAAAACUGUUUUGACCGAAAAAAUUCUGCGUGACUGGGCUAAUAAAAUUGAUGAAUAUUAUUCCGACAAGAUUGUCUUCUUUUUCAAAUUCAGAUGGUUCAACAAAAAUAUGAACAAAUUAACAAAUAUAUUCCUUAAGACGUUUCUUCGGUUUGGGACGGGUCUGAGUGAAGAAAAUUUCGAAAAUAUUUACGAACAAAUUGCAAAAGAGCCACAAAAAGCCAUUCUUAUUUUUGAUGGUUUAGAUGAAUAUCACGGCGACCCCAUAAGUUGUUUAGACCAAUCUCGCAUCAUUCCAAACGAUCCUGAUAAUGGCACGUCAGCAAUGAAUUUAUUCAUUAAACUAGUUUUGGGCGACUUGUUGAAAGGAGCAACGGUUGUAGUAACGAGCAGACCGAUUGGAGAUGGUUUCUACUCGAGACUUAAUUUUGAUCGAAAUGUGGAGAUUAUUGGUUUCACUUCCAAUAACAUUGAAAAAUAUGUCAGCCGAUUUUGUGACAAUAAUAACAUGCGCGACCUUAAAACGAAGUUAUGGAACCACAUAACAUCAUCAUCAGAACUGUUAAAUUUAUGUUACAUUCCGGUUAAUUGCUUUAUAGUGUGUGUUACCCUUUCAGGAUAUCUUAGUGACACAACAAAUGAAACUGGUGCUCUUCCAACAACACUGACAGAACUUUACCAGUCAGCCAUUGAUCAUUUCGAGAAACAUCAUCACAGAAAUGCAGACAGAAACAUCAUCACUGAAAUGCAGACAGAAGCGUUAAAGAAACUUCAACGAUUGGCAUUUCUUGGUAUGGAAAGCAGGCAACUGAUUUUUGAUCAAGUAUUAUUUGAUGAAGAAAUGAAAACGUCAGGUUUAUUGAACAGUUUAUCCAAUCCUAUUUUUCCAAUUCAAACACAAUUUUGUUUUAUCCAUUUAACCAUACAAGAAUUUCUUGCUGCAAGACACGUGACUGAAACACGCGCUCCACCGGAAAUACAGAAGUUUAUUUCCGAUCAUGUUAAAAGUGGAAAAUGGCAUUUAGUUCUUCAGUUCAUUGCAGGACUUUUGGGCAAGAAAAUCAAAAAUUUUGAUUGGGAAUAUAAGGAUUGUGUUUUCGCAUUUGCAGAAAGCUUGAAAGUUACUAAUGGUAAAAUCCAACUUAAUUAUCAGGAAGUGUUUAUAAUGAAGUGUUUAAGGGAAGCGGACAAUGAAGAGAUUACUAAAGAAGUUUGCGAAACAACUGCUAUGAACGAUUCGGUAGAACUAUUAACUCGUUUAAGAGUGUAUAAUCUUUCUCCAAGUGAGUGGGCGGCAGUGACUUUCGUUUGCAAACACAUGAAAAAAUUGGCACAUUUGAUAUUGUUAGAGUUUGCCUCAGAUUGUCUUCCGGAGAUUUUCGGAUUGCUACAAUGGGCAGUGAAACUACGAAUGCAUUUGGCAAUAUGUGGCGUUUACAGAAAAGGCCGUGACGUAAAAGUUGCCCUCUAUUAUCGUGUAGAUUGGCCUGUAUUUUUCUUACCUUGUGAAAGAGUAGGUGUACAAAUACAUUUUACUGACAUGCAGCAGCAUAACCAUGAGGAUGUAUUUGAGCAGAUGAUUCUAAAUUUAAAAGCAUUUUUUUCACAUCAUAUUUUGAAACGUUGUGCCGAACUUAACAAUGAACAUUGUCAAAAUCUUACACGUUUGGAUCUUGGAUAUAAUUCAAUUAAUGAUGAGAGUGAGUUAACUGAUCAAUGUAUUACUACACUAGUCAAGGCACUGCAAGAUGAACGGUGUCAUCUGAAUGAUCUAUCACUGCAAAUGAAUUUCAUAGGUGAUAAAGGUGCAAGUACUAUAUGUCGGUUUGAAGAUACCCUGACAAAAGAGCAUUGUAAGCUUACUAAGUUGAAUUUUGAUUAUUGUCGGUUAACGGAUCAAUGCAUAUCUAGUUUGUGUAAGGCACUGCAAGAUGAACAUUGUCAACUGACUUUUCUAACACUGUCGAACAAUGACAUAGGUGAUGAAGGUGCAUGUAUGUUGUUUGAAGAUUCCCUGACAAAAGACCAUUGUAAGCUCAUCAAGUUGGAACUUAAUGGAUGUUCGUUAACGGAUCAAUGCAUACCCAGUUUGUGUAAGGCACUGAAAAAUGGUCAGUGUGUGUUAACGAAAUUAUCGCUUACACAGAAUAAGUUCACUGAAAACGGCAAGAAGUUGCUUCGUGAUACAAUGAAUUAUAAAAGUUGUGAAGCUAGGGGGUUACAAAUUGUUUGCAAAUUGCCAAUCUAUAGUAGGUAUGAUGUGCCAUGA
Molecule: messenger RNA, 3849 nt
Organism: Paramuricea clavata
Lineage: Eukaryota; Metazoa; Cnidaria; Anthozoa; Malacalcyonacea; Plexauridae
Source: the annotation of a GenBank genome assembly